AUGCAGGGCUACAAGUACUCCAUAGACAGGGAAGAACCCACUCACAGCUUCCUUCUUCAUCCCUUUCAGGCCCGCCGCGCGUUCUCUGCCACCGCAUUCAGACCAACGAGUUCCGAUAACGACUCAACCUCUCAUCCCUUGUAUGAGCCAAUCGAGGGUGUCGAGAGAUUUGAAAACUACUGCCCGGGAGGCUACCACCCUAUACAGAUCGGCGAUCAGUUCCGCGGUCGGUAUCGGGUAGUCCACAAACUUGGUCAUGGCUCGUAUUCAACGACAUGGUUGGCCUAUGACAACCAAUUGAAACGGUAUGCUGCGGUCACGGUCUGUACAGCGGACUCGAAACCAAAGAAGGAGAGCGAUAUUCUAUCAGCCCUCGCCAGCGCCCAACAUUCCCCUAUACAAAGUGCAGGCGCGACAAUGAUACCCUCGAUCCUAGAUAGCUUCAACAUCCAGGGCCCAAAUGCAAGAAUUAGCCUCUCAGGAGUGGUUCAUGGAGAUCUCCAUCUCGGCAAUAUCCUUCUUAGGAUGCCGCCCAAACUAGACCAACUCUCGAUUGAGGAGAUGUAUGGGGAGCAUGGAGCACCGGGACUAGAACCAGUGGUUCCUUUGAAUGGCAAGGCGCUUCCAUCAGGUGUUCCAUCCCAUGGCAUCUUUCCAAUAUGGCUCGGGGAGGCAAGCGAUAAGCUUUCCCUUGCGGAGUCUAGGAUUCUGCUCACAGACUUUGGCGAAGCCUUUUCACCUUCAGAAGAAAAGAAAUAUAUUUCCCACACACCCCUGCGAUCCUUAUUCGAAGGUUUCCUCGCGACAGAAGACUACAUAACCCGCGAGCAGGCACGGCAUGAAACAUUCCACGAGAACGGGAUACCAAAAGACCGAGAACUUCUUCUAACAUGGACUGACCGGUUCGAGGAUAGCGUGCAGGAGCCCAGACAGAAGCGUGGGAUGCCUGUGUUUGAUUCAAGGGAAAGUGAGGCCAUCUUUUCUCUGUUACAGUCCAUGCUCUCGUUCAGGCCUGAGGAUAGACCUACUGCUAAGCAAGUUCUCCGGUCUGAGUGGAUGGUAAAGUGGGCUCUUCCUGAAUAUUGCAGGUUGGAAGAGAAGACUACAUGAUUGCUGUUACUUGUUCCUUAUUGAUUCUUGCGACUUUCUCAUGGGGUACUGGGGAAGGUGCAUGCUUGGCUAUAUAUUCUUGUU
This is a messenger RNA of Aspergillus ibericus CBS 121593, 1194 nucleotides long. RefSeq names its product kinase-like protein. Gene Ontology annotation, biological process: protein phosphorylation; regulation of mRNA processing; spliceosomal complex assembly. The record is from RefSeq and is a predicted model, not a curated record. The transcript is spliced from 6 exons. NCBI's taxonomy places the organism in Eukaryota, Fungi, Ascomycota, Eurotiomycetes, Eurotiales, Aspergillaceae. Bases 1 to 1110 code for a protein of 369 amino acids. Gene Ontology annotation, molecular function: ATP binding; protein kinase activity.